CCGCACUUAUCCCCCUUCCUCUCUCUCUCUCUCUCUUUCUUCCAAUGGAGAAACCAGACGCCUCAAGCUCACCAAUGACAGACCCAGAACAAGAACCAACUUAUACAUCUCAUCAUUUAACGAUUCCAUCCGGACUGACUCCAUCCGAGUUCGAAGAGUUAUCCCCACUCAUCUCUGAGUUCCACACAUACAGAAUCAAUCCCAGCCAAUGCUCUUCCUUAUUAGCACAGCGCGUAAACGCCCCAAACGACGUCGUAUGGUCUAAAGUCCGUCGGUUUGACAAGCCCCAGACCUACAAGCACUUUAUUAAGAGCUGCGCUGUUGAGCCUGGUUUUACAAUGACUGUGGGAUCCACCCGUGACGUCAACGUGAUCUCUGGUUUACCGGCUGCCACUAGCACGGAGAGGCUGGAUAUACUUGAUGAUGACCGACACGUCACGGGUUUUACUAUUAUUGGCGGUGAACACAGGCUCAGGAAUUACCGGUCUGUGACGACUGUGCAUGGGUUUCAACGUGACGGGAGGAUCUGGACGGUCGUUUUGGAAUCUUACGUUGUUGAUGUUCCUGAAGGUAACACCGAAGAGGAUACCCGUCUCUUCGCCGAUACAGUUGUCAAGUUGAAUCUCCAGAAACUGGCUUUCGUCGCUGAAGGGUUGGCUCGUGAUGCUGACGGUAAAUCGCAGGUGAUUUAGCAAAAAAUAACUGUAAAAAGAAAAACGAAAAACACCAAUAUAUUAUUAUUAUUAUUAU
Messenger RNA from Ricinus communis (castor bean), 750 nucleotides. Its product is annotated as abscisic acid receptor PYR1. The coding region runs from base 45 to 692 and encodes 215 amino acids. Gene Ontology annotation, biological process: abscisic acid-activated signaling pathway. Lineage: Eukaryota; Viridiplantae; Streptophyta; Magnoliopsida; Malpighiales; Euphorbiaceae. Gene Ontology annotation, cellular component: cytoplasm; nucleus. Gene Ontology annotation, molecular function: protein phosphatase inhibitor activity; abscisic acid binding; signaling receptor activity. The transcript has a single exon. The record is from RefSeq and is a predicted model, not a curated record.